UUCUCAGUACGGGUAUUAAGAAGAGACAAACUUAAUAUCCUUUGCGUUCGUUUGUUUUCGUUACAAAAAUUUAAAACAUGGCUUCGGUGGUGCUGAAACGUUUCCCUCAGUGCUGCGUGAUGUCUUUUGUAAUGUGUGUUCGUGCGCGAUUGUUGCCACCUUUAUGUGCAGCAAGAAAAUGCCGAAGUUACGCAUCAUCCCCUGAAGGUGGCGAUAGAGUUCCAAAGAUUUACACGAAGACCGGUGACAAAGGCUUCUCCAGUACAUUUACUGGGGAGAGAAGACCAAAGGAGGAUCCUGUAUUUGAAGCCUUGGGAGCGGCAGAUGAACUCUCUGCAGCAAUAGGAUUGGCCAGGGAGUUUUGUCUUGAUCAUGGGCAUCCCUUCACAGAAGAACUCGACAAGAUACAAUGUAUCCUGCAAGACGUGGGAUCAAACAUUGCAACACCCCUGUCAUCGGCAAGAGAGAGUCACACAAAAAAGACAAAGUUUAGUGCUCACGCUGUGUCAGACCUCGAGUGCUGGAUCGACAGGUACACAGCAGAACUUCCUCCACUGAAAAACUUCAUUCUCCCGAGUGGUGGGAAGAGCAGCACAUCGCUCCACGUGGCCCGGACAGCCUGCCGCAGAGCUGAGCGCAGGGCAAUUCCCAUAGUACGGGCAGGGGAAGCAGACCCAGACGUGGCCAUAUUUCUCAACAGGCUGAGUGACUAUCUGUUCGUAGUGGCCCGAUACGCAGCUCUGAAGGAGGGUCAGCAGGAGAGAAUCUACCAGAGACCUGAAUGAUGAGCGGCAGAGUGAAAGUACAACAGGUUCUCCUGUAGCCGAGCCUUAUGAAAACGGACUCCUGAAUUCAAUUCUGAGUGAAGUGAAGGUUGGCUUGUCUUCAUUGUGAACGACGUAAUAUCUGCACCCAGAGUAGGGUCGACAAGUUAUUUCUCACCCCAAUAUUGCCCCAGCAUACUGGAUAUGGUAAAUGGCUUAAGUUUCAUAAUGUUUAUAAAUUUGCUAUAAUAAAUGAAUUAUUUCAUUCAAAAA
Molecule: messenger RNA, 1037 nt
Organism: Brienomyrus brachyistius
Lineage: Eukaryota; Metazoa; Chordata; Actinopteri; Osteoglossiformes; Mormyridae
Gene: mmab
Product: metabolism of cobalamin associated B
Exons: 9
Coding region: 78-785 (235 amino acids)
Molecular function (GO): corrinoid adenosyltransferase activity
Source: RefSeq, a predicted model, not a curated record